UUUGUAUUCUAUAGAUCGACAGCGAUAACGCCCCUUUUGAAGUACAAAACGCCGAACUUGGAAUAGGUCAGAUAAAAUCUUCUGGAAUAACAGAUCAACUAUUUAAAUAUAGAAUUACUCGCCCACUCCCUUAAAGCUACAAAAAGCAACAUCGAUUACCAGUUACUAACAGUGGGUGUUUGGAGUAGAAUCGUGACUUUAUCAGGCCCUGUAACUUCAUACAAAAACAUCCUUCCUUCCUUUUGUCAGCCAAAUACAAAGCUAUCAGAAAACAUGGCCAAAGGAUGGGAAUACAUGCUGGUUCUAUUGGCAAUGAUAUGUGCGUCCUGCUUAGCCGAAGAUCUAGCCUCCUUACUUAGACAACGACUCGAGAGCAGAAUAAUGGAAAAAAGAAAACCUGAUGGAGGAAAUCCAUGUCCAGAACCAGAGAAACCGUUCCCCUGUAGGGGGCAAGGCACCCAUUGCAUACCUAUGGAGUAUCUGUGUGACAACAGCUACGACUGCGAGGAUGGCUAUGACGAGGAUAGGGAAGUCUGCACAGCGGCGAGGAGACCAGCAAUUGAGGAUAUUGAGAGCUUCUUAGAUGCAGAAGCUUCAUGGAUUCUCCCAAAGAUGUUCGGCGUUAGCCCUAGAAAACUACAUAAAGUCGCACACAGUUUGGCAGUGAGCGAGAAUGUGUCUGAAUUCAAACGUCGCCUCGCGAUGUCUAGCAAGCAAGCCACGAUAUUGAAGAAGGCUUUGAAAGCAAUUGGCGAUGGCGACAAAAAGGCGGUCCAACAACUCGUCAGCAUGCCACUUGGAUCCUGGAAUGAAGUACAAUACAUCUUCGGGAAAAUAAUCAAAAGUGGUUUCGAAUAGACAGCAUAGAGAACUAGUCCUGAUCUACAUCAUGUUGCCUAAAAUUAAAUCAAUUAAUAGUGAUCUUGCAAUUA
This is a messenger RNA of Owenia fusiformis, 932 nucleotides long. NCBI's taxonomy places the organism in Eukaryota, Metazoa, Annelida, Polychaeta, Sabellida, Oweniidae. The record is from the annotation of a GenBank genome assembly.